Molecule: messenger RNA, 3762 nt
Organism: Pseudogymnoascus destructans
Lineage: Eukaryota; Fungi; Ascomycota; Leotiomycetes; Thelebolales; Thelebolaceae
Exons: 5
Coding region: 544-3762 (1072 amino acids)
Biological process (GO): regulation of transcription by RNA polymerase II; DNA-templated transcription
Cellular component (GO): chromatin
Molecular function (GO): RNA polymerase II cis-regulatory region sequence-specific DNA binding; zinc ion binding; DNA-binding transcription factor activity, RNA polymerase II-specific
Source: RefSeq, a predicted model, not a curated record
ACUAAACUAACUAAACUACUACUAAACUAACUAAAACUACUACUAAACCACGACUCCUAAAACAUUCUCUCUAUUCAUUCCCUCUUACCAAACCCAAUAAGUACUCGGUACAUCUACUCCCAGUCGGAGAGCGGGGAAAUCGGGGAAAUCACCCACCAUCCACCACCCCCCCACAUUUCCUACCGUUGUUCGCUGGUUGUACACGAUACAAACCACAACCUACACAAGUACAAGUACCACAUCUCACCUGUGCUGUGGUCUGGGGAAAUUGCAUCUGGGGAAAUCUUACCUCGUACCUCUUCCUGCCGACCAAACCUUACUUUUGCUCGACCACCUACAUCCCAACGAACAUAACGAACAUAACGAACAUCUAUUCACCUGUCGCCCUUUGCGCAAAAGAAGCCAGGCAGGGCCCGGCGACAUCAACAUCACCCCUAUCACCUCCCCAAAAAUCCCAACGAACGACACUCCAAAUCGAAAGCAACCACACGACCCAUCAUUCUCAUACUCCUCCAAACUGGCUGCACACAUCCGCCCACCGCCAUGAUGCCGCUCCCAGCUGUCGUCGAUACCGCCAGCCAGAGCCAGGCCUCCGACCCCGACCCCGACCCCGCCGCCGCCAGCAGGCAGAAGGCAAAGACCCUGCCCUGUCGCUACUGCCAGAAGCGCUUUCGCCGCCUCGAGCACGUUCAGCGCCACGAGCGCACUCACACCAAGGAGAAGCCUUUCCAAUGCCUCUGCGGCAAGACUUUUGGGCGACGGGAUCUCUUGGUUAGACAUGAGAAACUGGUACAUCUGAAUGAGAACAAGCACGAUGCGAAUCGGCACCAUGUAGCCACUGCCGUGGCGCGCGCAAACGCUGUUAAGGCACAGAGCAGACCGCAGAUCACAGCCGCCAUCCCGAAUCUCAUCGAUCCGGAUCUGCUUGCGCAGCAGUCCAGCUACCUGCGUACGGGGCCGCCCCAGGAGGUUCCCAUGCAGCAGCAGCCACAACGACUACCCUGUUCGCUCGACCUCCUCUCCGACGCAGCAACCCACAUCGCUUCAUCAAACAACCACACCAACCAGCUCCCCCCCAUCCACUCCCUCCGCACCGACAGCAGCGCCGAGCCCGAGAGCAAGCGCGCGCGCACGACGAGCUUCAACAGCCGAGCCGGGGGGGCCAAGGACGGAGCGCGGAGGGGCUCAUAUCACCACCACGCCACGCUGGGCGAGGCACCGCAGCCGCAGCCGCUGCUGGGGGAUUAUAACAUCUUCCUCGACGAUUUCGGGAUCAGUUCGCAUGUCUUCCCGCCUAUCGAUGCGGAGGGGCCGGGGGGGUCGACGUGGUCCCGUCCGAUGGCACAUGUGGGGUACGCGGACACGUCACGGCAGAGCUACGAUGCACGCGUUGGUGGACCGCCCGAGCAGGGCCAGCACAGCCGCUUCGACUCGCGCUUCUCCUCCAUAGCGUCCGAGUUCCAGUCACCCCCGCAGCACCCACGCACAGGCGAAGACAUCCGCGCCGCAGCCGCCGCCGCCGCCGCCGCUCCGCCAUGGAAAGUAAGCAGCCAGGAGCACCGACACAUGCAAGCGAAGGUCGACGAGUUCGCGUCCGUGCUACCAGGGGGCUUUGAGUUCCCGUCACGCUACACGCUCUCCCGCUUCCUCGAGGGGUACUUCAACGGGUUUCACGAACACGUGCCAUUCAUUCACCUGCCGACGCUUUCGGUGGCUGCGCUCGCGCCGGAGCUACUCCUAACGCUCGUGGCGAUCGGGGCGCAGUAUCGGUUCGAGGCGCAUCGAGGGAAUGGGCUGUGGUAUGCGGCGAGGGCGGUGGCGAUUGAGCAGGCGACUAGGAGGAAUAGCGCGAUGGUGGCGGAGAUUGUGUCGCCGCCGUUGAUGAGUGGGAGUGAGAGUGCCGGGUUGAGCCCGCCGUCUACGGGGAGGAGUUUGGGGGAGGGGGUGGGGGUGGAUGGGGAGGUGAAUGGGGAGGUGAAUGGGGAGGUGAAUGGGGAGGUGAAUGGGGAGGUGAAUGGGGAGGUGAAUGGGGAGGUGAAUGGGGAGGUGAAUGGGGGGGUGAAUGGGAAUGGGCAUCGGAUGGAGAGGGUUUCUAGUGAGACGAAUGAUGGAGAGAAUUUCUCCAACUCCCACUCCGCCCGCCUCGAAACCAUCCAAGCCCUCUUCCUCCUCGUCGCAUUCGGCACCUGGGCCCCCCGCGUCCUCCUUCGCGAAUCCCUCACCCUGCGCAGCUGGCUCGCGCACCUCGUCCAAGAAUCCGGCCUCACCCACCCCUCCACCUCUCACCCCUCCUUGAGCUGGGAAGAAUGGGCACGCCUCGAAAGCGAGAAACGCACCAAGUUCCUCGUCUACUGCUUCUUCAACCUCCAUUGCAUCUGUUACGAUAUGCCCUCCCCGCUGGCGUCGACUUCUAUUCAUAUGUCCCUCCCCCAGACGGCGAGGGAGUGGAAAGCCCCCAGCGCGCGCGAAUGGUCCGACAUCCGCCUCUCCUCCCCACCAGUCGAAAUCCCCUUCCUCGCCGCCCUAGCCCGGCUCUUCGACCCCCACACCUCCCCCGCCGCCGACCUCCCACCACCCUUACCCCCGACGUCCGCACUGGGGAAUUACAUCCUCAUCACCGCCCUAAUCCUGCAGAUCUUCCUCCUCCGCCAAACAACCGCAAUAUCCCACCCCCAUCUCGCCCCCCACUCCCUCCCCGCCAGCCACCUCGCAAGCCUCUCCCACGCUCUGAAGAACUGGCAAGCCUCCUGGGAACGCACUCCCGAGUCUUCUCUCGACCCCACCGCCCCCGCCGGUCCCAUAGCAUUCAACUCCACCGCCCUCCUGCGCCUGGCCUACAUCAGACUGCACAGCGAUCUCCCGCCCAACCCCUAUCUAGCGCAGAGGGACCCGGUGAUGAUAGCGAAGGCGUGGGCGGAGGGGGGGAGGGUGGGGAGGGGCGAGGGGGUGGGGAGGGCGGUGCAGCAGGCGGUAUUGGCGCUGGGGGUGCCGAUUAGGAUUGGGAUUGCGUUUGUGGCGAGGACGCAGACGUUUGGGUGGAGUAUUCAGCAUAGUCUUUGUAAUGUUGAGUGUGCAGUUUUGCUUUGCAAAUGGCUCGAGACCAUCUCCCUCACCCCGCACUCCCUCACAACAGAUGAACGCAACAUCCUCGCCAUGGUCCGCAACAUGCUCGAGGAGACCGAGUACGCCGUGCCCGCCUCUAACCCCAACCCCUCCUCCACCUCAUCCUCUUCCGGGGAUGCGUCACCAGAAGCAGAAAGUCAGCGCAUCAGAGCCCUCGGUGCGGCGGUCGUGAGACUAUGGGCCGAAACGUUUAGGGGAACGCAGAUCUUUGAUAUUGUUGGGGCUAUGGGGAGGGGGUUGGAGGUUUAUGGGGAGGGGGUUGAGAGGGGGUUUGGUGGGGGUGGGGGGGGUGAAGUGGGAAAGGGGUUGGAUGAUAAGGCACAAAAGGAGGUUGAUAAACAAGAGAAGCAAGUUGCUAGAAUAGCAAAAGCAGAGGCAUCACAAGCAAAGAAAGCUCUUCAUCAAGCAGGUGUAGAAGCACGGAAGAGAGAGAGAGAGAGGAAGAAGGAGGUUAUAAGGCUUACUCGGGCAAAAGAGUUUAUACCAAUUGAGCUCUUGACCCCUAUUCUAGAUCCAGAGAUAGAGGCAAGAGCAAAGGCAGCAGAGGAAGUAGAAGGAAUAGAGAUUGUAGAUAUGGCUAGUGAUAGUUCAGAGGGAAGUGAUGAUGAAAGUGUAGUUUUGACAUUGCAGAAUAAAUGA